AUUGCUGUAAUCGAAUCAAUUUGGUCUGAAACGAAGCCCACCGGCCAGCCGCGCCGGUCGGUACCCUCACGGAGUUCCACGCUCAUUGUGUAUUUACAAUAAUGCAUCGCAUCCAGUUCAGAAAGUUAUCUCUCUGUUUGACUAAGCACUUUGUUUCGAAUUUGCAAACAGACUGCUAUCUUAUCGGCUCAUAUUAGUAGAAGUUGUACGGCGGGUACACGCGUCGGUGACUGUUUCCUAAAACUGUGAUGUGAGCUCUCAUCUGUGUUUGUGAUUAUAUUCUGUGAUUUAUUUUUGUUUAGAUCCUAUAUUGAAGAUAUUGUUUAGUAACAAUGACUGAAGGCACGAAUGAUAUCCAAAGCGAAUUGGAGAAAUUAAGACGUCCGUCGUACAGGCCACCACCAGACAAUGAAGAGAUUAAAGAAACGAAGACUUCACCAAGUCAGGAGACUGAUGAUCCACAGAAGUACAGGCUGAUACUCGAGCCAGCGCUCGUGGGCGCCAUGAUUGCGAUCAAUCUGGGUCAAACCUCACUACAGAACUUCUAUUUGCAAACAGCCUGUACAGUCGACCUAGGGGUGGAUUUAGAAGUUUGUUUAAAAGGAGAUAUGGAGGCGGAGAGUCAAGUAGUAGUAUCAGGAGUGAACGUCAGUAGAAGUUUCAUUGGAUCUCUAAUAUCUACAAUAAUCCUGCUGUUUGUUGGUCCAUGGAGCGAUUGCAGUGGGCGUCGGAAACCAUUGCUUAUACUACCAUUGAUCGGUAUGAGUGUGAUGACUACUGGUGUUAUACUGAUGCUGAUAUUCCCGGGAGCGUCCACGGUACAAGUCUUGUAUGCCGUACAACUGCCUAUAUCGUUAGGAGGGAAUUUCGGAUUACUACUAGCAGCCGCUUUCAGUCAUAUUGGUGAUUUAUGCUUCGCAACGGGUCGUGACGUCACUCGGACUAUGGGAACCCACCGAGCUGCUGUGCAGAUAGCACAUGUAUUGGGCGCAGUAGGAGGGCCCCUACUCUACCGCACGUUUGGAUUCUUCGGUGUGUUUCCACUUGUUUUAUUUCUACAGGUAUCAUCCCUAAUAUACGUGAUAGUAGCAGUGAAGGAUGUCAAUGUGAACAGGGAUAAUAAAGUAUCUGUCUGCAAUUGGAAGCUGCCGUUUAAUGCAGUGUACUGUCUGGUGAAGCCCAGGGAGGGUCGCAAGAGGACUAUUAUAUUCCUCAUGUUGGUGGUCACGCUUGGAGACAGGAUGUUAUUAUCUGCGGAGGUGUUAAUCGCCUACAUGUACUACCGGUAUAAGUUCCACUGGAGUGACGUCAUGUUCGGAUCCUACCUCGCUUACAAGAACAUUGUUAGUUUUAUUGGUACAUUGUUAAUUCUGUCGAUACUGAAGCGUCGGUUACGGCUGUCUGACGAGACGGUGGGCAUGCUGAGCUGUGCCUCCUACAUCCUUGCUACCUCGGGCCUUAUUGCAGCCACCAUGACUUGGUGUGUUUUCAUGUUGCCCUUGGUUGGUAUUAUCGCACAAGGCUCGCAGGUGGUGCAAAGACCUUUACUGAACAAGCAGAUAUUACCGACAGAACAAGGUAAAAUUUACAGCGUGAUGGGCUCUUUGGAAUCAGCGAUGCAGACGAUGUCUUCACCUUUAUACUCUUUGCUUUAUACAAAGACUGUCGCCACUAUGCCAGAUGCCUGGUUACUGCCAGGCAUAGGACUAGCAUGUAUCCAACUAUUAUCCUAUUUAAUAUCAAGGAAACUACGGCAAUCACAAGACUUGAAAACAAAUCCAACAGAUCUCGCAGAAACUGGAAAGAAUUCAGAAACUAAAAUACCUUUGCGAACUAAAGAGGUUAAGUAGCAUUUAUUAGUUCGUAUUUAAUUUUGUUAGUGAAUAAAAGAAGAAUUUUGUAAACGAAAUAGUUAAUUAAGUUAAGGGAAAUAGAAUAUUUUUUU
Molecule: messenger RNA, 1945 nt
Organism: Spodoptera frugiperda (fall armyworm)
Lineage: Eukaryota; Metazoa; Arthropoda; Insecta; Lepidoptera; Noctuidae
Product: proton-coupled folate transporter
Exons: 9
Coding region: 333-1850 (505 amino acids)
Biological process (GO): transmembrane transport
Cellular component (GO): membrane
Molecular function (GO): transmembrane transporter activity
Source: RefSeq, a predicted model, not a curated record